GAUUCACAUAAAAAACUAAUAGCGAUCGUUUUCUUCAUCAUCGAAAAUGAAAUUGAUCGGUGAUUUUCACUCUUUUGGUUGACCGUAAGGCGUGUGAGGUGUCACUCCUCCUUGCUUUGGUGAAUUUGUGUAUUAUCAGGCUCUUGGACCAGACAAGUACUGUAACACAUCUGUUUCCCAUCACUAAACACUUUGGUUUGCUUGCUAAUAGCAUCACAGGUUUAACAAGGAAGUUGGAAUGGUGGACGGUGGUAGAAUCAAGCUUAAGACAUGGCAGCAGGCUGCGGUGGCAUUUGGUUCAGCGGUCGGAGCGCUUUUGAAUCCGCGUAGAGCUGAUUUGAUAGCGGCUCUUGGUGAAACAACUGGAAAACCUGCCUUUGAAAGGGUUCUUCAAAGGAUGAAAUCUUCCCCCGAAGGAAGGGCAGUACUGUUGGAGCGCCCUCGUGUUGUAUCGGCAAAUGUAGGACAUGCUUGGGACCUUCCACCAAAUACAUUUGGUGCUGCCUAUGCUAGAUUUAUGGGAUCCAGGAACUUUUCACCAGACGAUCGGCCUCCUGUGCGGUUCAUGGAUACAGAUGAGCUGGCCUACGUUGCAAUGCGAGCUCGUGAGGUUCAUGACUUUUGGCACACCCUUUUUGACCUUCCUACUAACUUGAUUGGGGAGUCAGCGCUGAAAGUAAUCGAGUUUCAACAGAUGUAUCUUCCUAUGUGCAUGAUGUCUGUUGUAGGGGGCACAGUAAGAUUCAGCGAAAAACAGAGAAAAUUGUUUUUUCAGCACUACUUCCCAUGGGCUCUUCGUGCCGGCACACAAUGCAAUGAUCUAAUGUGUGUGUAUUAUGAGCAGCAUUUUCAUGAAGAUUUAGAAGAUGUUCGCAGAAAAUUGGGAAUUGUUCCGGUCCCUGCUGUUCCUUGACUGAAUUCUUUCCGAGCUGAUAAGUUGUAUUUAUACAGUGCAACCGCAUUCAAUUUUCUUAAUAAUGUCCAGUGCAAUAGCUGUCUCCUGAUACUUAGCCAGUUUUGUAUAGGUUGGAUUUCAUCAAUGACUAUAUCAGUCAAUUAAAUUAAAUAGAAUCACGAACAUAGGUUUGGUUUUAUAA
Molecule: messenger RNA, 1097 nt
Organism: Vicia villosa (hairy vetch)
Lineage: Eukaryota; Viridiplantae; Streptophyta; Magnoliopsida; Fabales; Fabaceae
Product: ubiquinone biosynthesis protein COQ4 homolog, mitochondrial-like
Exons: 5
Coding region: 239-913 (224 amino acids)
Biological process (GO): ubiquinone biosynthetic process
Cellular component (GO): mitochondrial inner membrane
Source: RefSeq, a predicted model, not a curated record